AUGGCGGCGACUGCGACUGCGACGCAGAUGUUUCAGUUACCGUUACCGUUACGGUGUUUAUCUUCCGGCAAAAGGAAUUACGGUGUUUGUUCGCCGUCUCCGGUUGUAAUUUACAGAUGUAGUGAAAUUUCCGGUGAAGGAGGAUGUGAUCGUUUGGUGAGGCGGAGGAAAAAUCGGAGGUUCGGCAGUGUGAUAGCUCAGCAGGAGAAAGGAGACGCGACGGAGAUUCGAGUUCCUGUUCCGUUAACGUUAGAGCAACAAGAGAAGGAGAAAAAAAUUAGAGAUGAUGAUGAAGAAGAUGGAGAAGUAGAUCCUGAGGAUCUCAAAUACGUCAACGAGAUCAAACGGGUAUUGGAGCUACUCAGGAGGAACAGAGACAUGAUGUUUAGUGAGGUUAAGUUGACCAUCAUGAUUGAGGACCCAAGGGAAUUGGAAAAAAGGAGGUUACUUGGAAUAGAAGAUGCAGAUGCUCCGAGUAGAGAAGACUUAGCUGAAGCCUUGGAGCUGGUAAAUGAAGGGAAAAUACCUAAAGAUCGUCUCACUCUCCAGAUGCUGUAUGAGGAAAUGAUCCGUUGGCCAAAUUUAGAGGUUGAGGUUUCGAAGAAGCAGCGAGGAAAAUCGUUGUACGCUAAAUCUACAGACACUGGAAUAGAUCCAAAAGAAGCAGCCAAGAGACUCAAGGUAGAUUGGGAUUCAGCUGCUGCAAUUGAAGAAGCCGAUGUCGAUGAUGACACUGGAGUAGUACCCAAAGCCAUGGGUUAUGGAGCAUUGUACUUAGUCUCGUCUUUUCCAGUUAUCAUCGGUAUCUCAGUUGUAUUAAUCUUGUUUUACAAUUCCCUUCAAUAG
Arabis nemorensis is the source of this 846-nucleotide messenger RNA. Lineage: Eukaryota; Viridiplantae; Streptophyta; Magnoliopsida; Brassicales; Brassicaceae. The record is from the annotation of a GenBank genome assembly.